This is a messenger RNA of Cooperia oncophora, 396 nucleotides long. The record is from the annotation of a GenBank genome assembly. NCBI's taxonomy places the organism in Eukaryota, Metazoa, Nematoda, Chromadorea, Rhabditida, Trichostrongylidae.
AUGGUACUCGCAUUGAAUCGUGUUGUUGAAAUGAUUCCUUCAGCAUAUCGCCUUCGCUUCUUAUUUCAAGGAAAAACAUUAUACUUCUGGAUGGUGCUAUCUGUAAUGUACAUGCUAGCCUUACCGUUCCUCAACCGAACACAUCCUUUCAAUACAGCUGAUUCUGCUUACACUCCUUUACCAAUGAUUACCGACAACUUCGAACAAGAAGCGGCUUAUUAUGGUACAAUUUUGAUACCAAUUCACAAUAUUUUCUUCGUAAUUGUCGUGCUGAGCCUUUACACAAUACUAUGCGUGUAUGUUGUCAGAAUGCGCGGCAUUCCAAAGGAAGGCAACUACAAGAUGCAAUUGCAGGUGAUUGUGUCCAAAAGAAUAAAGCACACCUUCGAGUUGUAA